Messenger RNA from Neogale vison (American mink), 2217 nucleotides. Its product is annotated as UDP-glucuronosyltransferase 2A1. The transcript is spliced from 7 exons. Lineage: Eukaryota; Metazoa; Chordata; Mammalia; Carnivora; Mustelidae. The record is from RefSeq and is a predicted model, not a curated record. Gene Ontology annotation, molecular function: UDP-glycosyltransferase activity. Bases 1 to 2217 code for a protein of 738 amino acids.
AUGUUAAACAAGAACAUUCUGCUGUUUUCUCUUAAGAUUAGUCUCUUAGGAAUCACUCUUGGUGGCAAUGUUCUGAUUUGGCCAAUGGAAGGGAGUCAUUGGCUGAACAUUAAGAUAAUUAUAGAUGAAUUGAUUAAAAAAGAGCAUAACGUGACUGUCUUAGUUGCCUCUGGUGCACUUUUCAUCUCACCGGCCUCUAAACCAUCUCUGAUGUUUGAAAUAUAUAAGGUGCCCUUUGGCAAAGAAAGAAUAGAAGGAAUCAUCAAGGACUUUGUCUUGACGUGGAUGGAAAAUAGGCCAUCUCCUUCAACCAUUUGGAGAUUCUAUCAGGAGAUUGCUAGAGUCCUCAAGGACUUUCACAUACUGUCUAGAGAAAUCUGUGAUGGUGUUCUCAAAAACCAAAACCUGAUGGACAAGCUGAAGAAAAGCAAAUUUGAGGUCCUAAUAUCAGAUCCAGUAUUUCCUUGUGGUGAUAUAGUAGCUUUAAAACUGGGAAUUCCAUUUAUGUUCUCCUUGAGGUUUUCUCCAGCUUCAACAGUGGAAAAGCAUUGUGGGAAGGUACCAUUCCCUCCUUCCUAUGUACCUGCUAUAUUAUCAGAACUCUCCGACCAGAUGUCUUUCACUGACAGAGUAAGAAAUUUCAUCUCCUACCGUCUACAGGACUACAUGUUUGACAGUCUUUGGAAAUCAUGGGAUUCCUACUAUAGUGAAGCUUUGGAUGGUAGUCAUUGGUUAAAUAUUGAGAUCAUUCUAGAAGAGCUGAUUCAAAGAAAUCACAGUGUGACUGUACUGGCUUCAUCAACAACUCUAUUAAUCAACUCUAAUCCUGAUUCUCCCGUGAAUUUUGAGGUGAUACCUGUCUCCUUUACGAACAGCAAUAUAGAUUCCUUAAUUGAACAUAUGAUAAUGCUGUGGAUGGACCACAGACCAACUCCUCUCACACUCUGGAAUUUCUAUAAGGAACUAGGAAAUCUUCUAGAUACUUUUUUUCGAAUCAAUAUACAAAUCUGUGAUGGAGUAUUAAACAAUCCCAAGUUAAUGGCAAGACUUCAGAAAGGUAGUUUUGAUGUGUUAGUAGCAGAUCCAGUAACUAUCUGUGGGGACCUGGUUGCUCUGAAAUUAGGAAUUCCAUUUGUAUACACAUUGAGGUUCUCUCCAGCCUCCACAGUUGAGAGACACUGUGGGAAAAUCCCAGCACCUGCCUCCUAUGUACCCGCAGCUUUGUCAGAGCUCACUGACCAGAUGACCUUUAGUGAGAGGGUUAAAAAUACUAUCUCUUAUCCUCUUCAAGACUACAUAUUUCAGUCCUACUGGGGAGAAUGGAAUUCAUACUACAGCAAAGUUCUAGGAAGACCCACUACAUUAUGUGAGAUUAUGGGAAAAGCAGAAAUUUGGCUAAUCAGGACAUACUGGGAUUUUGAAUUUCCUCGUCCAUACUUACCUAAUUUUGAGUUUGUAGGAGGGCUGCAUUGUAAACCUGCCAAACCAUUACCUAAGGAAAUGGAAGAAUUUGUCCAAAGUUCAGGUGAAGAUGGUGUUGUGGUGUUUUCUCUGGGAUCAAUGGUCAAAAACCUCACAGAUGAAAAAGCCAAUCUCAUUGCCUCAGCCCUUGCCCAGGUUCCACAGAAGGUUUUAUGGAGAUACAAAGGAAAGAAACCAGCCACAUUAGGAGACAACACUCGUCUCUAUGAUUGGAUACCCCAAAAUGAUCUUCUUGGUCAUCCCAAAACAAAAGCUUUUAUCACUCAUGGUGGAACCAAUGGGAUCUAUGAAGCUAUUUACCAUGGGAUUCCUAUGGUGGGACUUCCUAUGUUUGCUGAUCAACCUGAUAACAUCGCUCACAUGAAGGCCAAAGGAGCAGCUGUGGAGGUGGACAUAAACACAAUGACCAGUGAAGAUCUGCUCAAUGCCUUGAGAACAGUCAUUAAUGAACCUUCUUAUAAACAGAAUGCAACAAGGUUAUCAAGGAUUCACCAUGAUCAACCUGUAAAGCCCUUGGAUCGAGCCGUCUUCUGGAUCGAGUUCGUCAUGCGUCACAAAGGAGCCAAGCACCUGCGGCCGGCGGCUCACAACCUCACCUGGUUCCAGUACCACUCUCUGGAUGUGAUCGGGUUCCUGCUGGCUUGUGUGGCAGCUGCUAUCUUCUUGGUCACAAAGUGUUGUUUGUUUUCUUAUCGAAAAUUUGGUAAAACAGGAAAGAAGAAAAAGAGGGAAUAG